AAGCGGCCGCGGGGCUGGGGGGUGGCGGGGCGGGGGCCCCGUCUCAAGCGGCCCGGACGCCAGAGGCCCAAGGGCCCAGGCGCGGGGCUGGGAGCCGCGCGGCGCCUUUAAGAGCCGAACGGAAUGUAUCAAAACAGAGCGGCCGCGCGCCCACUGGCCGCGCGCCGCACGUGACCGCACAGCUGAUUUCCUGCUCCCCCCUUUUUGUUGCUGCCGCCGCCGCCGCCGAGUGUCAGUUUCUGAGCCGCCGCCUGCGGUCGGCCUCCCGGUGCGGGUCCGCGCGCGCCUCCUGCAGAGCCGGCCCCCGGCCCCGCUGCGCUCCCCGGCCCGCCGCGCGCCCCCGGCCCGGGUCCGAGCGCCCAUGGCGCAGUCGCCCGCCGCCGUGCCGCCGGGCGCGCCGGAGCAGGGCUGCCCCAUCCGCGUGGAGCACGACCGUCGUCGCCGCCAGUUCACCGUCAGGCUCAACGGCUGUCACGACCGGGCGGUGCUGCUCUACGAGUACGUGGGCAAGCGGAUCGUGGACCUGCAGCACACAGAGGUCCCCGACGCCUACCGCGGCCGCGGCAUCGCCAAACACCUCGCCAAGGCCGCUCUGGACUUCGUGGUGGAGGAGGACCUGAAGGCCCAUCUCACGUGCUGGUACAUCCAGAAGUACGUCAAGGAGAACCCCCUGCCGCAGUACCUGGAGCGCCUGCAGCCGUAGCCCCGGCCCGCAGGCGGGAGCCCACCCGCCAGACCUUCCCGCCAGCCCCCUCCCGGCCUCCCCGUGCUCUCAGGAAUCCUGGUCCCCGCGGGGGACAGACUCAGAGUUAUUUUUGUAAGGACGCUCGUGGCCCCCGGAGGCGGCUGGCUGAGGACGGGCAGUGGUCCAGCCGCCGUGGUGGAAGGGAGGUCCCAGUCGCUCCUGCGGGCGGGACUGGGACGCAGACGGGUCGUCUCUCGGGCCGGUCUGCUCCCCACUCUGGGAUGGAUGGGCACGGCGGCUGAUUUGGGUCCUGCCGACCUGCCCGGUCAGGGUCCUUUGUGCAGACGAGGGGGAUGCCCCCGACCGAGGGAGCAACAAGGAACCUUAUGUGCCAACUUCUGGGGGCAUCAUGCCAGGUGUGGCCACCCCCGUGCUGCCCCUUCUCCGACUGUGCCUGGUGCGGGAAGCCGGGGACAGCCCUCCCUGCGGAGAGAGGCCGGGAACGGCUGGACACGCGCACACACACGCAGGACACAGAGUGCAGAGCUGUGCUCUGGCGGGGAGGCUGAGCUAGGAGGUGUCCUAACUCCUCACACCCCCUUUUGUCAGCUCCGCGGGAACCAGGCCCCACCUGUGGCCGCCCCCCCUUCCAGCCUGGGCAUCGCGGGCGUCCCCACCCCCUCACGGGCCUCCCUGCUGUCCUGUGGGUGAGCUUUCUGAGAGAGGACCCUUGGCAGCCAGAGCGGGCAGGAGGAAGCUGCCCCCCGGGAACCAGCCUCGCUCCGAGGAAGACACAGAUCUGCAGAGGGGUUUCCUUUGCGGCCGCCGGACACCAGGGCGUCUUUGCUUUGCUGCGAGCUCGUGGCCUGUCAGGAGUCCCCCCCCCCCCCCCACAGCAGCCUCCUGGGAAUGGCCCUUUGUUCUGUGGGGGCUUCCUUGGGGGGUUGGUUAGGGCUCAGGGUACUGACCUCCUGGUCCCUGGUCCCCACAAGGGCGGAAUCCAUGCCUGGUCCCCUGUGGGCUGAGACCCGAGUGAACGUGACGAGGCCCCUCCAGGCCUCUGGCUGUCUGGGCUGCUCGUCCCUGCGACUCCGCCACACCUGAUGCGUGACUCUGCCCCUCACUGGUCUGCUCCACCCAGGCCCUCACCUCGCCCCUGACACCCGCACAGACACAUUCUCACCACGCGGCAGCAGCAUCUGUCUGCCCUGCCUGAAGGGCUGGCGGCCCCAGAGGCACUGUCCUCACCUCCUCCCCUCCCAGCCCCCCGCCCCCCCAUCCCACUGUAGAGGGCUCUUGGGGAGCCUUUUGGCAGGAGGUGGGCUCGGCUGGGGGCGUCCCCUUCCUGGUACAGUUCCACCCCUACCCCCAAGUUCAAGCACAGACUGUCAUGAAAACUUGUCUCCCUUAGCUCAGCGAGCUGGUGCUCGUCCCUCUGCAGCCUUGGGGACAAGGUGACCCAAUCCAGGAGGCAGUAACCCAUGGAGGGAGUCCUGUUGUGGUGGCACAGGGCACCCCAGGGCAAGCAGUGCACUGAGGAGCAGAGGGCCAGGUGGUACCAGGGGGACCCUGCCGUGUCCCAGCCUGCACCUGUGUUCUGACAGCAAGUGACUCUCUACACCUGGCCGCACAUGCACAAACCCAGUACUGGAACGAGGGGUGUGCGGCGUCUCGAGGGCCCUGCAGCCCUUGGCCCGGGGCCCGCUUCUCCCCAGUGGCUGCAGGUGCGUUAAAGCGGCGGCUCCGCCACAGCCCUCGGCCUCCUCUCCCAGGCCGGGCCAGGGUCUGCCACAGACCCGGGCCCUGGAGCCCCCAGCCCACCCCACCAGCACGCCCGAUCCCAUUGCGGCUGGCCAGUCCCCGGUGCUACCCUGACUGUCUGAGGUCCCAGCCUCCCCCUGCCUGUCCCGGGAUAUGUCUUUUCGGGAACCCUUGCUCAGGAGGCAGGUCACGUGGCCACUGGCAGGGAGACCCACCAGGCCCCUCCCAGCGGACGGCCCUCCUGCCACGCCUGGCUGUGGGCCUCUCUCUCGCCCUGUUCGGACGGGCGGUAACUCAUGUGCCUUUCCUACUCAGGACGUGCUCCAGGUGGCGUCUGGGCCACGGCCGGUCUCCAGACGGAUUGCAUGACAUACAUUUCAAUAAAAGGUGUGACCCA
This is a messenger RNA of Sus scrofa (pig), 2843 nucleotides long. RefSeq names its product N-acetyltransferase domain containing 1 (gene NATD1). The record is from RefSeq and is a predicted model, not a curated record. Lineage: Eukaryota; Metazoa; Chordata; Mammalia; Artiodactyla; Suidae.